UCUCGCCGCGUUUUGGAAUUCAGUCGACAAUCGACGAUAAUUACCGGUGGUUGUAUCACAUCACAUCACGCGCAGCAGCAGCAGCAGCAGCACUACGAACGAAAGCAGAAGAAGAAGCAGAAGAGCCAGCCGCAGUGGCAGCAGAGAAACUCGCUCGUUUUGGGAUCUAUAUACACAUAUAUAGACAUAUAUUUGUAUAUAUAGAGGGUUAAAUAUAUAUAUGUGCACGCAGCAUUGGCGAAUUUUCGGCAGCCUUUAAUUUGUUUGUGUUUUUUCCGUGUUCUCGUCCGCGUGCUCGCAAUUACGUGCGCGGCAGCAAAAGACUAUAAUUAUAAAACUAAAGUGAAAAGCGUGCCAUAAUUACACAAGCGAAUAUCAAUAAGUGCAAGAGCAAUGUGCGAAAAUUGCUAACGAACGCAGUAGCAAUCAGAAGCGAGAAAACGCAGCAGCAAGAUCAGCAGUAGGAUCCAAAUAAAUCAGCGCAACAUACAAAUCACUAACGUUUUCAACAUGAUCGAUGCGGCCUGCAAUUACUUGAAUCCCUAUGCGCAUCAACAGCAUCAGGCGCAGCAGCAGCAGCAGCAGCUACAGCAACAGCAGCAACAGCAGCAGCAGCAACACGCGCAGCAGCAGCAGGCGCAACAUCAUCUGCACAUGCAGCAGGCGCAACAUCAUCUGCACUUGUCGCAUCAGCAGGCGCCACAGCAGCACAUGCAACACAUGACCCAGCUACAACAGCAGCAGCAGCAACAGCAACAGCAGCAACAGCAACAGCAGCAACAGCCGCAACAGACGCAACAGCAGCAACAUGACUUCCUCAGCGCCGCCGCCCUGCUGUCCGCCCCCCCAUCCCUCUCCGGCUCGAGUUCCGGCUCCAGCUCCGGCAGUUCUCCACUAUACGGAAAGCCGCCAAUGAAGCUGGAACUGCCGUAUCCGCAGGCCUCAUCCACGGGCACCGCAUCGCCCAACUCCAGCAUCCAAUCGGCGCCAUCAUCGGCCUCCGUAUCGCCCAGCAUCUUCCCAUCGCCCGCCCAGUCAUUCGCCUCCAUUUCGGCCAGUCCAUCCACGCCCACCACGACCUUGGCGCCACCGACAGCGGCGGGAGCGGGAGCGGGAGCCCUGGCGGGAUCACCCACAUCCUCGUCGCCAUCCUCGUCAGCGGCUUCUGCUGCAGCGGCGGCAGCAGCGGCGGCGGCUGCAGCAGCGGACCUUGGAGCAGCGGCGGUCGCCAGUGCCGCCUACGGCUGGAAUACCGCCUACUCCGGAUUGGGGCCACCAAGAAGUCAAUUCCCAUACGCCCAGUACGCCUCCGAUUACUAUGGCAAUGCGGUGGGCAUGUCAUCAUCGGCCGCUUGGUUCUCGCAUCAGGAGCGCCUCUAUCAGCCAUGGAGUUCGCAGAGUUAUCCGGGCUUCAAUUUCGAUGACAUCGCCUUCCAGACGCAGUUGCAACGCCGCUCCGUUCGCUGCACGUGCCCCAACUGCACGAACGAGAUGAGCGGCCUGCCACCGAUUGUGGGGCCAGAUGAGCGGGGACGCAAGCAGCACAUCUGCCACAUUCCGGGCUGCGAACGGCUAUACGGCAAGGCGUCGCAUCUGAAGACCCAUCUGCGCUGGCACACCGGCGAACGGCCCUUCCUCUGCCUCACGUGCGGCAAGCGUUUCUCCCGAUCGGAUGAGCUGCAGCGGCACGGACGUACGCACACCAAUUACCGCCCAUAUGCCUGCCCCAUUUGCUCGAAGAAGUUCUCGCGCAGCGAUCACCUCAGCAAGCACAAGAAGACCCAUUUCAAGGACAAGAAGAGCAAGAAGGCACUGGCCGCCGAGGCCAAGGAGCAGGCGGCGGCGUCCGCAUCCGCGUCCGCGUCGGCGUCAGUGGCGACGGCGAUAAAGCUGGAGAAGAAGGAGAAAAAGUUGGGUAAACCGCUAACGCCGCCCGUGGAAUUCAAGCAGGAGCAGCCGGAUGCAACACCGCUGCUCAACUAUGCGCCCUAUGCGAAUCUCUAUCAGCAUUCCACAUCCGCGGGCACGAGUGUGAAUCCCCUGCCGCCACCGCCGCCACUCUUCCAGCAGCAGAUGACGACGACGACGACGUCGGAUCAGCCGUGGAACAGCAGCAGCAGCAGCAGCCGUGCCAUACAACCAGCCACUACCUCAGCCAGUUCAUCCACAUCCUCCAGUGCCAGUUCCCCAGCGGCAGCGGUCCUUUCCGCCACCGGAUCAGCAUCUUCCCCAGCGGCAUCCGCCACGGCGCUGGCCCAGCAUCACUAUGCCGCACUGGCCAUGCAAAGUGAGUCGCAGCUGGCGGCGGAGUAUGGUCUAACCAUGAGCGGAUUGGCCAGCGGAGCUAGCCAGGACUCCAGCUCCAGUUGCCACAUGAAGUCCGAGUAUGCGGCCAGUUAUCCGGCUGAUUUUGGUGCGGGCACAGCCAGUUACGGCUAUCCGCAUCCGCACACGCAUCCGCAUCCGCACCAUCACAAUGCGUGGGCAGCGGCCUAUCAUCCGCAUGCCACCGCCUAGGAUGCCCCAAAUCCUUCCCAGAUUGUUACAGUUUAAUGUUGAUGAAACAAAUGCCAUAAUGUCCCAAAACCCAGAAAGGCAACAAAGCAAGCGUAGAACGAAAAUCUAGUGUGUGUUUUUUUUUCAGUGUUUAUUGUUGACAUAAAAAUAUAUUGUGAAAAUCGAAAAAAAAAAAAUAUUAUAUGAAUUCACAAAAUACUGCAUAAGGCAUUAAAUAAUAUUAUAUAAAUACAUAUAUAGAUAUAUUAACUAUACAUGUAGAGACUAGAACUUGAAUUUUUUUUCCAUUUUUUUUCCCCAAUCUAGUUAAGGCAUUUUUUUUUGCAUGUCUGUACAUACAUAUACAUAUAUAUCGUUCUUUUUAAGCCAUACCAUAUAGAAUGAGAGAAACCAUCUAGUUGUGUACCAUAAUAAUUGUUAAUUGUCUUUAAGAUAAAUUAUAUACAACAACAAAAUGCAAAAAAAUCCAACAAGGCGACAAAAUCCCCACACUGAAAUCCUAACAAUAAAAAAAAGCGAACAAAAUUA
This is a messenger RNA of Drosophila erecta, 3045 nucleotides long. Its product is annotated as transcription factor btd. Gene Ontology annotation, molecular function: DNA-binding transcription factor activity, RNA polymerase II-specific; RNA polymerase II cis-regulatory region sequence-specific DNA binding. Lineage: Eukaryota; Metazoa; Arthropoda; Insecta; Diptera; Drosophilidae. Gene Ontology annotation, biological process: regulation of transcription by RNA polymerase II. The transcript has 2 exons. Bases 511 to 2517 code for a protein of 668 amino acids. The record is from RefSeq and is a predicted model, not a curated record.